Anopheles arabiensis is the source of this 2678-nucleotide messenger RNA. RefSeq names its product protein suppressor of forked-like. Gene Ontology annotation, molecular function: protein binding; mRNA binding. The transcript is spliced from 9 exons. Gene Ontology annotation, cellular component: nucleus. Gene Ontology annotation, biological process: mRNA 3'-end processing. NCBI's taxonomy places the organism in Eukaryota, Metazoa, Arthropoda, Insecta, Diptera, Culicidae. Bases 241 to 2406 code for a protein of 721 amino acids. The record is from RefSeq and is a predicted model, not a curated record.
UUUUGUUUAUAGGCGUCAAACACUUUGACAUCGGCAAACAGUGGCACCGAGUGGCAUUUUCUUUUCACGAUACUUUACUUGUUGUAUAGCUUUAGAAUCGGAGAUAAUUUCCGUAGCUCAAUCCGCUACUACCGUGUUACGGCUGCUGGUUAAGGCUGCUCGUUCGUGCGUUUCCGUGACCGGCUGCAAUUGUUCGAUUUGCGCGAUAGUCAAACACUCUGCAGCAAAGCACGCCGCAAAAUGACACAACAACUAAAGGACCAGCUUAAGUUUGAUAUAGAAUGGGGCCAUGAGCGAUUAGUUCGGGCGCAGCAAACGGUCGAAGUGCGACCAUUCGAUGUGGAAUCCUGGUCGCUUUUGGUACGCGAAGGGCAAAGCCGGCAUGUGAACGAGGUUCGAUCGUUGUACGAAUCGUUGGUGUGUGUAUUUCCGACGACCGCUCGGUACUGGAAGGUGUACAUCGAGCAGGAGAUGAAGUACCGCAAUUACGAGCGAGUGGAGAAGCUCUUCCAGCGGUGUUUGGUCAAGAUCCUAAACAUCGAUCUGUGGAAACUUUACCUGACUUACGUGAAGGAAACGAAAGCUGGACUCAGUACACACAAGGAAAAGAUGGCACAGGCGUACGAUUUCGCGCUAGAAAAGAUCGGCAUGGAUCUGCACUCGUUCUCCAUCUGGACCGACUACAUCAUGUUCCUGAAGAGCGUCGAUGCUGUGGGCAGCUAUGCGGAAAAUCAGAAAAUAACGGCCGUCCGGAAGGUGUACCAACGCGCGGUCAUCACGCCAAUCAUCGGCAUCGAACACCUGUGGAAAGAUUACAUCGCGUUCGAGCAGAACAUUAAUCCGAUCAUAUCGGAAAAGAUGAGCGUGGAGCGGUCGCGAGAUUACAUGAACGCGCGGCGCGUUGCGAAAGAGCUGGAAAUUGUGACCAAGGGUCUGAACCGGAACCUGCCGGCCGUACCACCGACGGUAACGAAGGAAGAAAUUAAGCAGGUGGAGCUGUGGAAAAAGUACAUUGCGUUUGAAAAGUCCAAUCCGUUGCGCAGUGAAGAUAAUGCGCUAGUAACACGCCGCGUUAUGUUUGCAAUCGAGCAAUGUUUGCUCGUUCUUACACAUCAUCCAGCCGUGUGGCAUCAGGCGGCUCAGUAUCUCGAUCAAAGCUCGAAGCUGCUCGUGGAGAAAGGGGAUCUCAAUGCGGCCAAAGUAUUCAGCGAUGAGGCAGCAAACAUUCUGGAGCGUGCUAUCAACUCUGUGUUGAGCCGCAACGCGUUACUCUACUUUGCUUAUGCCGAUUUCGAGGAAGGGCGGUUGAAGUACGACAAAGUGCACCAGAUGUACAAUAAGUUCCUCGCGAUUAACGACAUUGAUCCGACACUGGCUUACAUACAGUACAUGAAGUUUGCACGCCGGGCGGAGGGAAUCAAAUCGGCCAGAGCCGUGUUUAAGAAGGCACGCGAGGACGUGCGCUCCACCUAUCACGUGUUUGUGGCGGCCGCACUGAUGGAGUACUAUUGCAGCAAGGAUAAGGAUAUCGCCUUUCGGAUAUUCGAACUGGGGCUGAAACGCUUCGGUGGUAGUCCUGAAUACGUCAUGUGCUACAUCGACUAUUUGUCGCAUUUGAAUGAGGACAACAACACCCGCGUCCUGUUUGAGCGGGUGCUCUCGUCGGGAGGACUAACGCCACAGCUGUCGGUCGAAGUUUGGAACCGCUUCCUGGAGUUCGAGUCCAACAUUGGGGAUCUGUCUAGUAUCGUGAAGGUCGAGCGUCGCCGCAGCGCCGUGCUGGAGAAGCUGAAGGAGUUUGAAGGCAAGGAAACGGCGCAACUUGUUGAUCGUUACAAGUUUCUUGAUCUCUACCCAUGCUCGCCGUCCGAGCUGAAAUCGAUCGGGUACAGCGAAACGCGAGGAAUGCUCAGCGUGACCGGGGUGAAACCGCCGCCCGCACCAGUCCCGGAGCAGCCGGAGCAGCCGCAGCAGCUUGCCCGGCCCGACUUCAGCCAGAUGAUACCGUACAAACCGAAACCGAAUGCAUUCCCAGGCGAGCAUCCCGUGCCGGGUGGUACGUUCCCGCAGCCGGCUGCACUUGCCGCCUUGUGCGCUAUUUUGCCACCGCCCGUAAGCUUCCAGGGUCCGUUCGUUUCGGUCGACAAGAUAAUAGAAGUGUUCAAUCGCAUCCAACUACCUGAAGGUACUUCCCCACCGCCAAGCGAUAGUACUGCCGAUUCGAGAUUGUUCGAGCUCGCCAAAUCGGUCCACUGGAUCGUGGACGAUAGUACGUACGCGAGCGAAGGUGGCCUUAAGCGGCGGCGCAUGGCACCGGGCGGAGAGGACAGUGACGAUGAAGCGGUGGCACCAGCCCCGCCCGCCAACGAUAUCUACCGUCUAAGACAGCAGAAACGGUUCAAGUGAAUGCAUGAUGAUAGCCUGCGACGCCACGGGAUUAUGCUUUUAGGAACAGUGUUUCGCCCGCUGCCGGAAACAUACAUAGUUGUAACAUAUAUUUGUAAGGACUAGGCGAGCUCGUCAUAUCCACGCUCUGAGAAAGUUUUAGAGGACAAAAUCAUUGUGGCUGGUAAUCAGCAUACCGGAAUGUACAGAGGCAGUGUGCGAUGCAAACAUUCGGCCACGGGCAGGUAUGAAUGACGUCUAACAUGAAUAAAACAAACAAACGAAACCCUGUA